UACUCGGAGUCGUGAUGAGCAGAUCCGACGGACCGACGCUAUACGGCGACGCACCGCGAUCCAAUCGUGACGCCCCCUCAGAAUUUUAAAAGCCUUCCUUUUGAAUCCUGAUUCAUUUUCCUGAUCUUGUUCUCACUCUUCUUCCAUCCUCUAUCCUUUUUAGGUAAAACCUUUUCUUGUCCAAAAACCCUAAUUUCACUUUUCUCUUGUCUUUCUCCUGCGUAUACUCUUCUUCGUUUGGCCGCCCACAACAUAUUUUCAUAUACUCGUCUUAUUCAGUUCAUGCUCUUGGUUUCACAUUUGAAGGUAUUUCUGGUGAUACAGUUAUCAAACCUAUUUCGACGGAGAUUUCAUUUCCUUUAUUGAACAUGGAAGCUGAGGUCAAGGAACAUGGUAACUCUGAUUGCGGGUUGCAUGAAGCUAAUUCUGAAACUUGCAAUUCUGGAGGUAAAAAAGACGAAGUAGAUGGAGGCAGUGUGGAGCUUAGUGAAAGCAUGGAGCUUAGUGAAGGUGGUGUUGGAAAUGAAGAUGGUUGUGUUGAAUCAGAUCGGCUUAAAGAUACUGUUGAUGAGUCAUCUGCCGUGCAAGUGCAUGUUAAAUUGGCUGAAACUGUUACAGUUGUUGAAGAGGGUCCCAGAAACUUCAGCUCGGAGGUGCAUGCUGAAAAUGUUAGUUUCAGUGUCCAAAAUGAAAGUCUCAUCCAAAAGAAAUCAUUGGAUGAUAUUUCUAUAACUGGUGUUAAGAGAGCCCGGAAGACAAUUGAUGAUCAGCAACCAUCUGUGCAUGUUAUCUAUAAUUCUUUAUCAAGGGCUAGCAAACAAAGGCUACAGGAACUAUUAAAGAAAUGGUCAGAGUGGCAUGCUGAAAAUUGUUCUUCAGCUCAGGAUCCAGAUCAAGUUCUUGAAUCUGGUGAAGAGACUUAUUUUCCGGCUCUGCGUAUUGGAGUGGAGAAGUCCUCCGCUGUAUCAUUCUGGAUAGACAACCAAACCAGUAAUAAGCUGAAUAGGGGAUUUCUUCCAUUGGAUGGUAGCAGUGUGCCCCUCUAUGAUCGUGGAUAUGCUCAAGGUUUGACUUCAGUAGAUGGUUCAAGUAAUUUAGAGGGAGGCUUGGAGAUCAUAGGUGAUGCUUCCCGUUGCUUCAAUUGUGGUUCUUAUAAUCAUUCUUUGAAGGAAUGCCCAAAGCCACUUGAUAGAGUUGCCGUGAAUAAUGCACGAAAACAACACAAGACAAAAAGAAAUCAGAAUCCUGGAUCUCGUUUGCCAACUCGAUAUUAUCAGAACUCUUCAGGUGGAAAAUAUGAUGAUUUAAAGCCAGGUGUUCUUGGUGCUGAAACAAGGCAACUUUUGGGACUUGGGGAGCUUGAUCCUCCCCCUUGGCUAAACAGAAUGAGAGAGAUUGGUUAUCCACCAGGAUAUCUAGAUGUAGAUGCAGAUGAUGAAGAUCAGCCAUCGGGCAUUACAAUAUAUGUUGAUGGGGAAGUGAAGGAAGAAUGUGAAGAUGGGGAAAUUGUUGAAAGAGAACAUCCUGAACUAGAGAGGAAGAUGACUGUUGAAUUUCCAGGAAUAAAUGCACCAAUCCCAGAAAAUGCUGACGAAAGGCUUUGGGCACCUGGGCCAUCAGGUUCUGAUCCAUCUCGGAACCGAUCACACCACAGAUUGAAUAGUUCUUCAGAAGCUAGCAGCAGAGAGCAUCACCAUGAGCGAAGGUGGUCUGGGGAUUACAGAGAUGAAGGACCUCCUGGUGUUGAUCCAAUACACAGCCCUUCCAGGUCUAGUUAUCCUCCAAGGUAUCAUGGAGGGUAUGAUUCUGGUUACAGUUCGUACAGUCCAAGAGACAAUUUUCCAAGACCAAGAAGUCCUACGCUAGGGAGGUCACAAUCUGACAGAGGGAAAAGAAGCCCUUUGGUGCAUGAGGAUUUUGCUGCUCGUGGUUUGCAUAAUUCGUCCCCGUACUCGUCAUCUAACAGGUAUGCUUCACCUAGAGAUCAUGGCUCGUCCAAAUAUGACAAAGAUAAUUAUGAUGAUCGGGAUUAUGAUGACCUAGAUUAUCACAGUAGAGAAGAUUAUGAUUUAGAUUCUUGGCAUCGCCAUCGGAGCUGGAGGUGAAUGGCAUCAUGUGACAGUAAUAUGAGUUGUCACUAAAUUCGCUGAAUAAAUAAUGAUUAUGGGCAUCAUGUGCCAAUAAUUAUGAUUUAGGCUUGGACCUGCAAACCCCCUUUCUAUCCAAGGGAAACAUUGAAGGCAUUCAUGUAACAUUUGAAGAUGCUUUUUCCUAGCAAAUCCGCAAUGGAUUUAUUUCUCACCAACUAGGAGGAAUGCUGUUGUGCGAUGAAUUGCAUAUGGAUCAUUGUGAAGUUAGAUUGUGUUAUCAUGUUUUGUUUCAUAUGAUUCUCGUGUUGGCGCUCUUGUAAUGUGAUUAAGAUAUAAUCGGAUCCAUAUUCUUGGUGCAUUCUCUA
This is a messenger RNA of Carica papaya (papaya), 2455 nucleotides long. RefSeq names its product Proline-rich spliceosome-associated (PSP) family protein / zinc knuckle (CCHC-type) family protein. Lineage: Eukaryota; Viridiplantae; Streptophyta; Magnoliopsida; Brassicales; Caricaceae. Gene Ontology annotation, biological process: RNA processing. The record is from RefSeq and is a predicted model, not a curated record. Gene Ontology annotation, molecular function: RNA binding; zinc ion binding. Gene Ontology annotation, cellular component: catalytic step 2 spliceosome.